GAGAUAUCUUCUCAUCCCACAUCAAACACUGGAGUAAUGAAUAUAAGUGUUUGUUCGAAAAUCUGAUUACCUGUCUGGAGCGACAAGUCAGGUUCACCGAGUUAACAAUGGCGCAUGACGAAAUGUCUUUAGUACACAAUCGAGAUGACAUGGCUUAUGUCAAUGGCCCAGGCGGAUCUGCGGAACCUGAGGAGUAUCAGGAAUUCUACGAGACAGCUAAAAUCGUGACAGGUCUAUUCUGUUACCCCAUUGUGUGUCUUGUGGGCUUGUCCGGGAACAUCCUUACACUCGUUGUUCUCUGUCAGCGGAACAUGGCAACCACUACCAACACAUUUCUCACAGCUCUCGCCGUGGCUGACACCAUCAAACUUCUCAAUGACGUGCUUUACUUCGGAGUGACGCUUCUGGAGAAAUUGGAUCCGGAGAAAGGAAAAGAGACUCUGGCGCACCUGUAUCCCUUCGCUCAUUACGUGUUCAACAUGUCGGUAUGUGUGAGCGCCUGGCUGACGGUUUCUGUAGCUGUCGAACGUUACAUUUACGUUUGUCAUCCUGUGCGCGCGAGAGAGAUCUGUACGAUAGACCGUGCCCGGAAAACCAGUCUGUGCGUGUUCACGUUCAUGGUUCUUGUCAGUCUGCCAUCAGCUUUAAGAUACGAAACAGUUGUUGAGCUGGAUCCUGACACCAAUCAAACCACCUACAACGUUCAGCCUAGCUACAUUGGUGUUUCGCAUUCGUAUAAAGUGUACUUUUGGCUCCAGAACUUCCUACGAUCCGUGAUACCUUUGCUUAUUCUCAUUUGCCUUAACACCUGCAUAAUUCUUAGCCUGCGGCAGACUCGCGUUCAGGGCCGAGCCGUGUCGGGUAGAAAUCGAAUCACGUGGAUGCUCAUCGCCAUUGUCUUUGUGUUUCUUAUCUGUAUCACGCCGGACGCCAUCAUGUCCAUGUUUUUCGGCUUCGGUUACUACGAAGACACGAACUUGGUGAAAGGAGUUCGAGAAAUAACGGAUUUACUCAUACAAGUGAAUUCUGCUGUGAAUUUCAUUAUCUACUGUUCCAUGAGCAGGGCGUUUAGAGACACGUUCAUGGUGAUGUUCUGCUGCCGACCUUUACCAAUCAGUACUUUUCACACCGAAUAUCAAAGCACAAUGCGAUCAUCUGUGCGAAGACCCAUAGUAAGGGCAAACAAUGAUGGUGCUUUUGUGUAAGCAUCUAUGUACAUAUUUAUUCCAGAUCAGUUUUGGAGCUACAACGGUGACAAAUGUGAAACACCCGGUAUUUAAU
Liolophura sinensis is the source of this 1281-nucleotide messenger RNA. Its product is annotated as FMRFamide receptor-like. Gene Ontology annotation, biological process: G protein-coupled receptor signaling pathway. The transcript has 2 exons. Gene Ontology annotation, cellular component: membrane. Gene Ontology annotation, molecular function: G protein-coupled receptor activity. The coding region runs from base 108 to 1205 and encodes 365 amino acids. The record is from RefSeq and is a predicted model, not a curated record. Lineage: Eukaryota; Metazoa; Mollusca; Polyplacophora; Chitonida; Chitonidae.